CUGAUAGCAUCAUUAAAGUCAUCGCUACUAUCAAUAAUAUUCAGUCUUAUAUAAACAACCAAUUCACCGAUAUGAAUUUGUGCAUGAAAAUUGUUGUUUCAAUAAUGAUUGUAAGCGACUUGAGUUUUUCUCUUCAAAUUCGUAACUUGGGAGGAACGUGGAUUGUCGAAAAUAUCCAAAAAGGCUUCAAUUUUAAUGGAACGGUACCAGGUGGUAUUUAUAGUGACUUAAUGCUCAAUAAUAUAAUUGGUGACAUCUUUUACGAAUCUGAGGACACUAAAGCUCGAUGGGUAUCAAUGCUGGAUUGGAAUUAUUCUAGAACCUUCUCCGUCGACGCUGAAAUACUUUCGCACGAUAACAUCAAUUUAGUAUUCGACGGAUUGGACACGUUUUCAACUAUUCUUGUAAACAAUAUUAAGAUUGGAAUAAGCCAGAACAUGUUUGUCAGAUACGUUUUUGAUGUUACACCCUAUCUUCAGUUGGGAAUUAACGUUCUUACAGUACAGUUUAAAUCGCCGGUGAUAAAAGCGAAGGAACUAUUUAAGAAGCAAUCCUCGGAGUACAUUGUGCCCCCUUUGUGCGUUCCUCCAGAAUAUAAUGGCGAAUGUCAUGUUAAUCACAUCAGAAAAAUGCAGGCAUCGUUUGGUUGGGACUGGGGUCCAGCCUUUCCUUCUAUGGGAAUCUGGAAGGACAUUACUUUACAGGCUUAUAAUUCUACGAUACUGGUAGAUGUAACUUCCAGUAUUACGUCAAACGAUUUGGAGAACGUGUGGAACUUGCAACUUAAUACUUACUUUGAAGGAAAUAAACACGGGGAAAUCGUGGGAGAAAUGCACGUUACGAUUUCAACAGCUAUGGGAAAUGUUACAGAAAUGGUUAACAUUAAUGUACACAGAAAUAAUGAUGGAGAAUUCUUAUGGACUAUUAACAUGACAAUUUCAAAGACAUAUGUCAACUUAUGGUGGCCAAAUGGCUAUGGAAGACCAUCACUUUCCACAGUGGGAAUAACUUUUAUUAGUGCAGAUCAUCAGGAAAGAAGUGAACGCAUAAUAAAAAUUGGUUUUCGCACAGUGGAACUAGUCCAAAAUAAAAUAGAGCAUGGGCGGACUUUUUACUUUAAAAUUAACAGCGUCCCCAUUUAUAUGAAGGGCUCGAAUAUUAUUCCCGUUAGCAUUUUACCCGAACUGGGUCAAAAUAAGACGCACGUACAAUUCCUGCUAAAAUCGGCCAAAGAUGCGAAUAUGAACAUGCUACGGGUUUGGGGAGGUGGCGUUUACGAGAGCGAUGUGUUUUAUAAGGCUGCGGAUGAGUUGGGUUUAUUGAUUUGGCAGGAUUUCAUGUUUGCCUGCUCUAUGUAUCCCGUGGAUCAAGAUUUUUUGAAAAAUGUUGCAGAUGAAGUAAACCAUCAGGUGAGAAGAUUGCAGCAUCAUCCCUCCGUCGUUGUGUGGGCGGCCAGUAAUGAAAAUGAGGCAGCCUUACGUCAGAAUUGGUACGGCACCAAAAGCAAUUUCUCCCUGUACAAGAGUGAUUUCAAAAAGUUGUACGUGGAUACCAUCAAAAAUAUGGUGCUCUCAGUGGACCGCACCAGACCAUUUCUAACGUCGAGUCCGACAAAUGGGGUUGACUCAGAGCGAGAAGGGUACAUUGCGGAGGACCCACAGAGUCAUUUUUAUGGCGAUGUUCACUUUUACAAUUAUUUGACCAACGGAUUAAGUCAACCACUUUAUCCGAUUAGCAGAUUCGUGUCUGAGUAUGGAUACCAAUCGUUGCCUUCUGUGCAAACUUUACUAACGGCGACGAACGACAGCAAUCAUUUAGGAAUAUUGGAUAAUUUCUUGAGACAUCGCCAACACCACGCCUACGGUUACGUUGAGAUGGACCUACAAAUCGGUUACCAAUUCAAACUGCCGGACUACGAGAGCCCAAAUUUUAACCAAGCUUAUACAUUUUACAGUCAAAUCGUGCAAGCUAUGUCCGUAAAAACUUCGACGGAAAAGUUUAGAAGGUGGAGAGGAAACGUUAAUGAUAUAGGGGAAGGAUUGACAAUGGGGGCCUUGUAUUGGCAACUUAAUGACGUUUGGGUCGCACCGUCUUGGUCCAGCAUAGAUUUUAAACAAAACUGGAAAAUGCUGCAUUACUUCGCCAAGCGCUUCUUCGCACCUGUUAUAAUAUCAAACGAAUUAAGCGUAACAGAUAACUUGCAUUCCUACGUCGUGUCCGACCUAAUGAAGCCAAUUCAAAAUGUGACACUCACCCUUACAGUUUAUGGGUGGAAUUCUACCACAUCAAUUUACAGUGAGACAGUCAAGGCGACAAUACUCCCGGGAUCUUCACGAAAAAUCGGAUCAAUCGAUUUGAAGUCAUUUUUAACGGAAAAGUGGUGUGGCGUUGAUCCGUUCUGUAACUGCUUUGUAUAUUACACGCUAACCGAUAGGGAAAAUAAUCCACUCGCACCAGAUAACUUCUUUUUCCCCACGGCGAUAAAAAAUGCCAAUUUGAUAGCGCCCAAGCUGAAGACAAGCGUGCGGCAAAUUGAUAGAAUCGGAAAAGAGUUUGAAAUCCUUAUCGAAACAGAUGUGAUAGCCUUAUUUGUGUGGCUCGAAACUACGAACGUACAGGGGAGAUUUUCUGAUAACGGAUUUCUUCAAGUGACUACGAAAAGGACUGUGACAUUCUUUCCACUGAGAACAGUGUUGAUAGGUGAUUUAGAAAACGCCCUUGUAGUUACUAACCUUUUGGAUAGUAAGUUCUUGUAAUGCUUUUGUCUUAGGUACUAAGAGUUUUUGUUGUAAAUGAUGGCAUACUUAAAUUGAGUUUUGUAUUAAAAGAGUGGAAAUGUU
This is a messenger RNA of Photinus pyralis (common eastern firefly), 2840 nucleotides long. RefSeq names its product beta-mannosidase-like. Gene Ontology annotation, molecular function: beta-mannosidase activity. Gene Ontology annotation, biological process: carbohydrate metabolic process; glycoprotein catabolic process. The transcript is spliced from 11 exons. The record is from RefSeq and is a predicted model, not a curated record. Bases 72 to 2756 code for a protein of 894 amino acids. NCBI's taxonomy places the organism in Eukaryota, Metazoa, Arthropoda, Insecta, Coleoptera, Lampyridae.